AUGUCCCCGGGUGGGACUCUGCCAGUUACACACCUGCUCAACGCCAGCUCAACACAUGCUCUCCGCCAGCUCAACACCUUCUCUCCGCCAGCUCAACACCUACUCUACGCCAGUUCAACAUCUGCUCUCCGCCAGCUCAACACCUGCCCUCCACCGGUUCAACACCUGCUCUCCGCCAGUUCAACACCUGCUCUCCGCCAGCUCAACACCUGCUCACCGCUAGGUCAACACCUGCUCUCCGCCAGCUCAACACCUGCAUUCCGCCAGCUCAACAUCUGCUCUCCGCCAGCUCAACACCUGCUCUCCGCCAGCUCAACACCUGCUCACCGCCAGGUCAACACCUACUCUAAGCCAGUUCAAAACCUACUCUACGCCAGUUCAACACCUGCCCUCCACCGGGUCAACACCUGCUCUCCGCCAGCUCAACAACUGUUCUCCGCCAGCUCAACACCUACUCUACGCCAGUUAAACACCUGCCCUCCACCGGUUCAACACCUGCUCUCCGCCAGUUCAACACCUGCUCUCCGCCAGGUCAACACCUGCUCUCCGCCAGCUCAACACCUGCUCACCGCCAGCUCAACACCUGCUCACCGCCAGGUCAACACCUGCUCUCCGCCAGCUCAACACCUGCUUUCCGCCAGCUCAACAUCUUCUCUCCGCCAGCUCAACACCUGCUCUCCGCCAGCUCAACUCCUUCUCUCCGCCAGCACAACACCUUCUCUCCGCCAUUUCAACACCUGCUCUCCGCCAGUUCAACACCUGCUCUCCGCUACUCAACACCUGCUCUACGACAGCUCAACACCUGCUUUCCGCCAGCUCAACAUCUUCUCUCCGCCAGCUCAACACCUGCUUUCCGCCAGCUCAACAUCUUCUCUCCGCCAGCUCAACACCUGCUCUCCACCAGCUCAACACCUGCUUUCCGCCAGCUCAACAUCUUCUCUCCGCCAGCUCAACACCUGCUCUCCGCCAGCUCAACAUCUUCUCUCCGCCAGCUCAACACCUGCUCUCCGCCAGCUCAACUCCUUCUCUCCGCCAGCACAACACCUUCUCUCCGCCAUUUCAACACCUGCUCUCCGCCAGCUCAACUCCUUCUCUCCGCCAGCACAACACCUUCUCUCCGCCAUUUCAACACAUGCUCUCCGCCAGCUCAACACCUUCUCUCCGCCAUUUCAACACCUGCUCUCCGCCAGCUCAACACAUGCUCUCCGCCAGUUCAACACCUGCUCUCCGCUAGUUAAACACCUUCUCUCCGCCAGCUCAACACCUGCUCUACGACAGCUGAACACCUGCUUUCCGCCAGCUCAGCUACUUCUCUCCACCAGCUCAACACCUACUCUCCGCCAUCUCAACUCCUUCUCUCCGCCAGCACAACACCUUCUCUCCGCCAUUUCAACACAUGCUCUCCACCAGCUCAACACCUGCUCUCCGCGAGUUCAACACCUGCUCUCCGCCAGCUCAACACCUGCUCUACGACAGCUCAACACCUGCUAUACGACAGCUCAACACCUGCUCUCCGCCAGUUCAACACCUGCUCUCCGCCAGCUCAACACCUGCUCAACGCCAGCUCAACACAUGCUCUCCGCCAGCUCAAAACCUGCUUUCCGCCAGCUCAACAUCUUCUCUCCGCCAGCUCAACUCCUUCUCUCCGCCAGCUCAACAACUUCUCUCCGUCAGUUCAACACCAGCUCUCCGCCAGUUCAACACCUGCUCUCAGCCAUUUCAACACCUUCUCUCCGUCAACUCAACACCUGCUCUCCGCCAGUUCACACCUGCUCUCCGCCAGUUCAGCAUGUGCUCCCCGCGGCUCUACACGUGCUCUCCGCCUGCUCAACACCUUCUCUCCGCCAUUUCAACACCUUCUCUCCGUCAGUUCAACACCUGAUCUCCGCCAGUUCAACACCUGCUCUCCGCAAGUUUAACAUCUGCUCUCCGAUAGCUCAACACCUUCUCUCCGACAUUUCAACACCUGCUCUACGCCAGCUCAACACCAGCUCUCCGCAAGUUCAACAUCUGCUCUCCGCCAUUUCAACACCUGCUCUCCGUCAGUUCAACACCUUCUCUCCGCCAGUUCAACACCUGCUCUCUGUCAGUUCAACAACUGCUCACCGCCAGUUCAACAUAUGCUCUCCACCAGCUCAACACCUUCUAUCUGGCAGCUCAACACCUUCUAUCCGGCAGCUCAACACCUGCUCUCCGCCAGUACAACACCUGCUCUCCGUCAGCUCAACACCUUCUCUCCGCCAGCUCAACACCGGCUCUACGCCAGUUCAACACCUGCUCUCCGCCAGCUCAACACCUGCUCUCCGUCAGCUCAACACCUUCUCUCCGCCAGUUCAACACCUGCUCUCCGCCAGUACAACACCUGCUCUCCGUCAGCUCAACACCUUCUCUCCGCCAGUUCAACACCUGCUCUCCGCCAGCUCAACAUCUCUCCGCCAGCUCAACACCUGCUCUACGCCAGUUCAACACCUGCUCUCCGCCAGCUCAACACCAGCUCUCCGCCAGCUCAACACCUUCUCUCCGCCAGUUCAACACCUGCUCUCCGCCACUCAACACCUGCUCUCCGUCAGCUCAACACCUUCUCUCCGCCAGUUCAACACCUGCUCUCCGCCAGUACAACACCUGCUCUCCGUCAGCUCAACACCUUCUCUCCGCCAGUUCAACACCUGCUCUCCGCCAGCUCAACAUCUCUCCGCCAGCUCAACACCUGCUCUACGCCAGUUCAACACCUGCUCUCCGCCAGCUCAACACCAGCUCUCCGCCAGCUCAACACCUUCUCUCCGCCAGUUCAACACCUGCUCUCCGCCAGUACAACACCUGCUCUCCGUCAGCUCAACACCUUCUCUCCGCCAGUUCAACACCUGCUCUCCGCCAGUUCAACACCUGCUCUCCGCCAGCUCAACACCUGCUCUCCACCAGCUCAACACCUGCUCUCCGCCAGCUCAACACCUGCUCUCCGCCAGCACAACACAUGCUCUGCGCCAGCUCAACACCUGCUCUCCGCCAGCUCAACACCUGCUCUCCGCCAUCUCAACACCUGCUCUCCGCCAGUUCAACACCUGCUCUCCGCCAGUUCAACACCUGCUCUCCGCCAGUACAACACCUGCUCUCCGCCAGCUCAAAACCUGCUCUCCGCCAGCUCAACACCUGCUCUCCGCCAGCUCAACACCUGCUCUCCGCCAGCUCAACACCUGCUCUCCGCCAUCUCAACACCUGCUCUCCGCCAGUUCAACACCUGCUCUCCGCCAGUUCAACACCUGCUGUCUGCCAGCCACGGGGGACGACACGCCUAGAGACAAGUCUCAUUUCGACCCGUGCAUUAGCUUCAGGGUCUACGUCUACCAUUCAUAG
Molecule: messenger RNA, 3351 nt
Organism: Bacillus rossius redtenbacheri
Lineage: Eukaryota; Metazoa; Arthropoda; Insecta; Phasmatodea; Bacillidae
Product: mucin-17-like
Exons: 4
Coding region: 1-3351 (1116 amino acids)
Biological process (GO): extracellular matrix organization
Cellular component (GO): extracellular matrix
Molecular function (GO): protein binding
Source: RefSeq, a predicted model, not a curated record